Molecule: messenger RNA, 1083 nt
Organism: Rotaria sp. Silwood1
Lineage: Eukaryota; Metazoa; Rotifera; Eurotatoria; Philodinida; Philodinidae
Source: the annotation of a GenBank genome assembly
AUGUUCAAGUUUGGUACAAAUUUACAUCCUCGUUUAGGUAGUAUGGCAGAUAUUCUUGGACAAUUUUUCGGUGGUGACUCGCCUUUCGGUGGUCAUCCAUUUGGUGGUCAUCCUUUUGGAGGUUUAUUCGGUCAUUCUACAAUGGGCGGAGGACGAAAUCGACGACGUAAAGGCGACGAUAUCGCACACCCACUCAAAGUAACACUCGAACAAUUAUAUAAAGGCGACACACAUACACUUGAAAUAUCUCGUAAAGUUAUUUGUUCAACAUGUAAUGGUGCCGGUGGUCGUGAGGGUGCUAAGCAAACAUGUACAACAUGUCGUGGUCAUGGUAUACAGAUAAUAACAAGACAAAUAGGUCCAAAUAUGAUGCAGCGAAUGCAACAAGUAUGCAAAGAUUGUAGUGGUGAAGGUGAAAUAAUUAACGAACGUGAUCGUUGUAAAAAUUGUCAGGGUAAAAAGACAGUUGAUCAAAAGAAAAAUCUUGAAGUUGUUAUAUCACCCGGUAGUAGACAUGAACAACAACUUCGUUUUCCAGGUGAAAGUGAUCAAGCACCAAAUAUGGAACCUGGAGAUGUUAUUGUUGUUUUACAACAAGAACCACAUGCCCUUUUUCAACGUAGUGGAGAUAAUCUUAUUAUGAAACAUAAAAUAAAUUUAGUUGAAUCAUUAUGUGGUUUUCAACUUGUAAUAACACAUUUAGAUGGAAGAAAAGUUGUUUUAAAACAUCCACCUAAUGAUCCUAUUGCACCAGAAACAUUUCGAUGUGUAAAAGGACAAGGGAUGAUUAAUAUGCGAACACAUGAUACAGGAGAUUUAAUUAUUCAAUUUGAUGUUGAAUUUCCUUCAGAAAAACAUCUUACUGAUCCUCAUGUACUCAAGAAACUUGAAUCAAUUCUACCAAAACGUCCACACGUUGAAAUUCCAAAAGGUGAACAUGUUGAAGACGUACAUAUGAUUGAUUUUCAUACAACAAAAUCAGCACAUGAUGAUCGACGUGGUAAUCGUCGAGAAGCAUACGAAGCUGGUGAUUCAGAUGAUGAAGGUGGUCAUCAAGGUGUUCACACAUGCAGAUCUCAAUAA